Molecule: messenger RNA, 1488 nt
Organism: Sungouiella intermedia
Lineage: Eukaryota; Fungi; Ascomycota; Pichiomycetes; Serinales; Metschnikowiaceae
Source: the annotation of a GenBank genome assembly
AUGUGUGAAGUUCAUGUGGGGUCAAACAGACAACCUGUCACCCUUAAGUUGGAGACUGAUACAUCUUUCUUCUGGGUGAUGGCGCCAGAUGUAAAGUGCUAUUCAUACCCCAAGCGGGACUUUUCUUUGUUCAAAAGAGAAGUUUCUGACAAGACUGCCAAUAGAGUUAGGUCUAAUAAAUUGGCUAAAAGAGAUGAAAUCCAGUACACCUCUUUUCAAACUAUUCCUUGGAGCGUCACGACUCUUCCUGAAUCUUGGACUACUUACCUUUAUGGAACGUCGUGGAGUUUGAGCUACAGUUAUUGGAGUUAUUUGUCAUACAGUGCCUCUUGGACCACUAGAACCUCUUGGAGAACUUCGUCUUGGAGAACCACCUAUUUAGGAGCAUCUACCAGAUAUGGUACCCAAUAUUCUACCAUAUAUAGUACCACCAGAUAUGGUACUACCAGAUAUGGUACCCAAUAUGCUACCGAUUAUACCACCCGCACUAAACCUACUGCUACAUACGGACCAAUUGUAAGUAGUUGUACCCAAUAUGGCACUUUUGCAACUGGUCAGUCGGAUACGUGGUGGAAAAACGAAUCAAGUUAUUACUUCCUCUCGUCACCGGAUGGAGAUUUCGUUUAUGGAGUAGAGGGAACAGACAGAGUGGAGUUCAAUGGAUAUAAUUUGACUGACGUUGGCAUGGGAGUUGUCAACUCCACUAACUAUCACCAAGGCACUCUAGGAUUAGGACUAUCUGAAGGGCAAUAUAACGACCAGGAGACUGUUCUCAUGCGUUUGAAGUCCCAGGGCAUUAUAAACAAACAGAUCUACUCGUUGUACAUGAAUGAGAAGGGAUCUACUGGCUCGGUACUUUUUGGAGCAGUAGACCAUGCUAAGUAUGAUGGCUCGCUUCAAACUAUUCCACUUAUUAACUUGAAGCCUUCGUACUUCGAUAAACCUGGUCAUUUCCAUGUUGUAUUGAGCGCCAUAUCUCAGGAAGGUGCAAAUUCCAAUCAGACUAUUACAGAUGUACAUUAUCCAGCACUACUUCGGUCUGGGUCCCCUCGUUCGUACUUUCCAUCAACAGUUCUAUACAAAAUAGCAACAAUGCUUGGCGGUGAGUACAGAGCACCAUGGUACGAGGUGAGUUGUCAGUACAGCACCCGAGAUUUGAAUCUUAUCUUCGAAUUCUCAGGUGCCAAAAUUAAGGUUCCCAUGUCUGAGUUUAUCCUUGAAUAUGCUGGAUCAUGCUUCAUUGAUGCGCUUGAGGCUGAUUAUAUUGAUUAUAUGAUCCUUGGGGAGAACUUUCUUCGCAGUGCUUAUGUUGUGUAUGACUUGGAAAGUUACGAGAUUCUGUUGGCACAAGCAGCAUAUUCGGAUGAAGAGAACAUCGAAGUUGAGGAGCAUUAUAGAGCAAUAUGGGAAAAGAGAGGAAGAAGUGCUCGUGCAGUUGUACAAAGAAGAACUGUACUACAGUUUAGAUAUUUAUGUCGGGUCAAAUAG